GUUUAGGAAACCGGAAGUUGUAUUAUAAAACGUCGCGCUUCACACCCAUCUGUUUUCAUCUCGUAACGAAAGACUGCAUCAGGCCUGCAGGUGACAUCUCCACUUAGGUCAUGCUUAAGGCAGUAGGACAAGUUUUAUUCUCGAGUGGGCUGCAGAAUCCCAAAUUCACAGCCGCAGAGAAGCAGGGACAGGACUAUGAAAUCCGUACAUAUCAUGCUACAAAGUGGGUUAGCACCUCCUUAACUGGGAUGGAGUGGGAUGCAGCCAUGGGCACUGGUUUUAAGAGACUUUUCAAAUACAUUGGAGGCACCAACCAGAACAAGGUGAAGGUGGAGAUGACGGCUCCUGUGUCCUGUUUUGUGGAGCCUGGAGAGGGGCCGACCUGUGAGUCCAAGUUCACUGUGUCAUUCUACAUCCCAGAGGAGCAUCAGGCCUCGCCCCCCGAGCCCACCGACCCGGAUUUGUUCAUCGAGCACAGGAAGGAGUUCACUGCUUAUGUCAGGACCCAUGGAGGUUUUUCCAAUGAGCAAAUGAAGCGUGAUGAGCUCCUGAAACUGGUGGAGAGCCUGAAGAGAGAUGGGGUGGAGUUUGUGGACCAGCCAUUUUAUGUGGCAGGUUACGACAGUCCAUUCAAACUGACCAACCGCAGAAAUGAGGUCUGGAUCCUUCAAAAGAAGCCUGAGUAGUGAGAUUAACAAAAUCAAAAAAGUGUGCACUAAAUAAUUUCAUAAUAAUUACUUGAGAUUUGUAUGUAGCUGACUAAAGGGAUAUUACUUGAGUUACUUAAUCAUGAUUCCAGUUUAAAAGGUCACACUAAGCAACUAUAUGCAGCAUGUUUACCGUCUACUUUUGCAAUAAAUUACUGCUACAGUGAGAAAAUUAUACAUAGAGCAGGGAACAACCACAAGUGCCCUUAUACUAAGGCAGCAUUACUGUUUUUUGAUUUAGUGUAUUACAGGUUUGCCAAAUAUAUAGGGAAAACUAAUUACUGAAUGUAAACACCUCUGGAUGCCUUUCAGUACCAUCAGCUUUCCUACUGUUUGAUGUAUUUGUUUCUCAUUUUGUGCUCCCAUUUAUAAUAACUAAAAUGUUUUAUUUUUAAAGUAUUUCUUUUCUUAGCAACAUCAUGAGCUGCUGCUUAUCCAAACUCAAAAUACCCAGCUUUUUUAAGUUGUUUUGACAAAUGUUUUGAAGUCUUGCUAUUUUAUAUUGCAUUUUAAACAGUUGUGAAACUUUAAAAUUGUAAGUUACAAAUGUUUAAAGGGAAAAAUCACUAUGAUGUAUUUCUAUAAGAAUAACAUGAAAAACAUAAAUGUGUUUAUAAAUCUAUAAUAAUACGUUUUUGCCUUCCUUCUUUUUUCCAACACAGCAUCUGCCUUCUGUUUGAUCCACACUGACACAAUCACCUCCGUUUAUACAGGAUUGGGAGCAGUACAAUGAGUAGGGAUGGGUAUCAUUAAGAAGUUGCCAAUACGAUACAUAUCUUGAUAUAGUGUACUUUCAGUUCAAUAUGAUAUAUUUCAAAUCGAUUCGAUAUGGUUCAGUAAAAAAUAAUAGCUAAAUCAUGGCUGUGAUAAUAAAAGUCUUUGUUAAACCCCU
Boleophthalmus pectinirostris (great blue-spotted mudskipper) is the source of this 1599-nucleotide messenger RNA. RefSeq names its product heme binding protein 2 (gene hebp2). NCBI's taxonomy places the organism in Eukaryota, Metazoa, Chordata, Actinopteri, Gobiiformes, Gobiidae. The transcript is spliced from 5 exons. The coding region runs from base 111 to 686 and encodes 191 amino acids. Gene Ontology annotation, cellular component: cytoplasm. The record is from RefSeq and is a predicted model, not a curated record.